AUGGCUGAUCCUGUCCAGAAUUCAACCAAUUCGGAUGGAAAUCUUUUAAUUGCACCACCAGAAACACCUGAAUUUGUACGAGCCAAAUUGGUUCUCCCUUCUUUAAGUAUAAUGGAAUUGCAGCGAUUGAGAGAUGACACACAUUAUGAAAUUGAUCAACGGAAGGAUGAAGAGAAGGCUGAGAAGCAAGCCAAGACCCCAAGGUAUGAAAGUGCAACAGAAAGUGAUUCCAAGGCUUUAAAUGGAGGGGAGUAUGAAGUGGAGGAGGUAAACACCAGUGACCUUGAUUCAGAUGCUGCAGAGGAUAAGAGAAGGAUGAAAUCUUAUCAUGAUGGGAAGACGAGAAGUCGGUUUGAAUAUGAACUUUCCAAUCCCAAGAUUUUUGCACGUACCAUGAGUGAGGGUGAGCCUGUUGGGGUAAGGAUAAGCCGACGAAUGGCUGAUCUCGAUGCUGAGACAACUGAGGAAGAAAGGGAGGAAGGGGAUGAGGAUAGUGAUGAUGAAUCAUCUUCCAUUGGGACUUCUCCUGCAUCAUCUGACAGUGAUAGUGAGAACUAUGGUGAAGAGGGACUAGAUACUGAUGAAGAAGAUUGGUGGUAA
Messenger RNA from Papaver somniferum (opium poppy), 600 nucleotides. Its product is annotated as clumping factor A-like. Lineage: Eukaryota; Viridiplantae; Streptophyta; Magnoliopsida; Ranunculales; Papaveraceae. The transcript is spliced from 2 exons. The coding region runs from base 1 to 600 and encodes 199 amino acids. The record is from RefSeq and is a predicted model, not a curated record.